Messenger RNA from Rhizophagus irregularis DAOM 181602=DAOM 197198, 883 nucleotides. The record is from RefSeq and is a predicted model, not a curated record. Lineage: Eukaryota; Fungi; Glomeromycota; Glomeromycetes; Glomerales; Glomeraceae.
AUGGAUCUGAUCAAAAAAUGGAGAGUAGGAGUAAAGGAGUUAGGUGAAAUUUUCAAAAGAAUCUCAAAGUCCAAAGAGGAACUUUACUGUGGCGUUGUUCUAAAGGUUCAUGAAUGGAAUGCACCACUUAGUAAUAUUAAAAAUGCAAAUUCAUGGUGUCCUCAUUGUUCUGGACGAUAUGCUUGUGAUAUUGAUCAAGCCAAGCAAAUUGCAUUUAGCCGAAAUGAUUUAUUAUGGAAAUGUGAUAAAGGACAUAUAUGGCAUGCAACGCUUCAUGCGAUUAAAAAUCAUAAUACCUGGUGUCCAAUUUGCCGGAAUAAAUAUGAAAAUUUACGUCGUGAAAUUGUUUCUAAAUAUUUGGGACCAUCUUCAGGCAUUCGCCGACCAGAUUUCUUGAAAAUUCCUAAACACCCUAAGGGAUUAGAACUUGAUAUAUAUUAUCCAGAACAUGAUUUUGCGAUUGAAGUACAAGGUUCCCAACAUGAAAAAUAUAUCGAAUUCUUUCACAGAGAUCCCAAUAAUUUUAUCAAACAGCAAGCACGGGAUCAACUCAAGAAAGAGUAUGUUUGGUAUUACGAAGACCCAUCUUCGUGAAUUGGGACAUAUUGAAUAAACUCAAAUAUUUAAAUCUUUUGCGAUUCGUUAUUAUUUUUUUCGAAUAUAAUUUAUUCAUCUGGAAUUACACGAAAAAUCUAACUAAUUAUUAUUAUGAGCGAAAUCUGCAACCAUAUGGUUAAUCGUCUGCGCAAAUUAAGGUGGCUUAGUUGUGAAACUUUUCUGUCGCACAGGAUCUAUUGUAUGACGGCAAUAUAAUGAUUAUUUUUUCAUAAAAGAACGAUAGUUUCUUCUCGCUCUUCUAAUAGUCUUCUAUUAUGGCUCAAAC